ACUUCGCCGUCAAAAUUGAAAGGCUAUGUGAAGACCAGGUAGACCCUGACGCACAGGACCCUUGCCUGUCUAUGAGGAAAAAAAAAAAAAAAAAAACCUGCUGUAGUUUGUUUCCUCAAGCUCUGGAUUUGUGGCGUCUCAAGACACGGAAUGGAGUCUCAUGUCUUCAUUUUCAAGGAAAUAUUGGACUAAAUACAGACAAGUUGUGUACCAUUUUUGUUCCUAUUAGAAGUAGAAAUGGCGAGAUUUUCUCAUUUGCCAGACGAGGUGUUGGAGGAAAUCAUGUCGUGGUUGCCGCCUGAGUCUUUGAAACGAUUCGAGUGCGUUUACAAGUCAUGGUACUUUUACAUCAGCGCUCUUAUGAAUAAUCCUGAAUUUGUGGCUAAGCACCUUUGCAAUACGAAGAACAAGAUCUUGUCCCAUCCCUCCUUGUAUUUUAGGAGCCUUUGGACUAUCAGUUGCGCGGAACUACCGAAAGACAGUUUGGAAGGAAGUUAUUUCUUCAAUUUUGCAACCUCUGACUAUUGCAGCGUUAAUUACAACAUUCCUUGUGUUACUUAAGAUCUCAAGAUUGUUCCUGAUGCAGACUUUGGUGAUGGCUAUAGAAUACGGGGAGUGGGGUUUGACUACGACUCCAGAGCUAAUGGUUAUAAAGUUGUUACCAUCAAGUCUGAAGAUCCACUCGAUCCUUGGUGUAUAGCCUUAGUACCAACUCUUGGAAAGAAAUUGAGUUGAAUGUUGAAGUUUAUUGCUUUUUGAUGAAUGAAUACCAAGUCGUGUAUUGUAAUGGAGUUUGUUAUUGGUACUAUCAGGACGUUAUGUGCUAUAUAGUUUCUUUUGAUUUUAGUGUUGAGGUAUUUGGAAACAUACCAUACCCAAAUAAAGCUCCAAGUUUAAGAGAAACAGGUGAUGAUGAACCACUUGAAAAAUCAUCGAAGAUUGCAGUUUGGAACGAUUCCAUCGCUUUGUUUUUCUAUCUUGAAUUGGAUCCCUUGCUCAUUGAUAUGUGGGUAAUGGAUUCCUGUUCAAGUGGUGUUGAAGGUUCCUGUCCUUGGACUAGACAUCUAACCAUUGGACCCCUUGUGGGAAUUAACAAACCAACACUGUUUUGGGCUAAUGAUGUGCUCUUCAUGGAAAACAAAGAUCUUGAAAUUGUCUCCUACUACCUUCGUACCAAAAAGCUCGCUGCUCGCUCCAUUUGUAAGGAACUGUUUAGCAAUCGUGUUGUUAUCUGUGAGAAGAGUUUGGUUUCGGUGCUCCAAAGAAGAGCAGAAAAGCUCAGAAGAUGCAGUUUGUCGGUUUGUCGAUGGGUUAAUGAGACAAGGAAGGCCAAACAUGGUGAGAUGGAACAGAGACAAACUAAACAGACACAAGCUUCUACUUCGACUGCAGGAUCAUUUGAGUCACUGCCGCACAUGGUGACUGAUGAGGAGCUUGUAAACUGCAAGCGUGGGUUGCGUCAAAGUCGCAGGAAAGGAGUGCGCCUAAUGCUUGAGAAAAGCAUCGAAACAUCUACUUCUCACUCAUCCCCCGCAACUUAUCCUCCGCAACAGGAAUCAAUUCCUCCUUUCACGCAACAGUGGAUGAAUCUACUGGCUGAGUUCAAAAAGCAGAUAGCCAUUUAACAGAAGCUAACGGUCGAGCACCAGAAGCUAAUGGUCAAUUACCGGACACUGGAGGCCGCUGUCUUACAAUGUCGAUUGCUUGGGAUUGAUAUUCCUGUGCCUCCUCCGUUGUUUCCUCCUCUUCCACCACUCACGCAUCCAACACCGCCUAUCGAGGACGAGGAGGAUGAUGACGAAAACAUCAAUUCAGGAGACUAGUUUCUUUAUGUUUUCGUAUUGGUUUUUUAUUUUUUUUUAUUUUUAUAGAUAUAUUUUUUUUUUGCUUCCUGAACUGAACUUUGACACUUUCGCUUUGCCCCGCAAAUUUCAAAAAUUGGCUUGCACAUCUCGUGAACGUUAAAACCUUGUCAAUAUUGCUUCUUUCAUCUGUUGGCGUAAAAUUGUGCUGCUGUGGCCGUAACUUAAGUGGCAUUUAGGGGCAGGAAUGUAAAUUCGCUACAAAUGUUGUUGACCAUAUC
Messenger RNA from Morus notabilis, 2083 nucleotides. RefSeq lists its product as uncharacterized. The coding region runs from base 759 to 1625 and encodes 288 amino acids. Lineage: Eukaryota; Viridiplantae; Streptophyta; Magnoliopsida; Rosales; Moraceae. The record is from RefSeq and is a predicted model, not a curated record. The transcript is spliced from 4 exons.